Molecule: messenger RNA, 769 nt
Organism: Syzygium oleosum
Lineage: Eukaryota; Viridiplantae; Streptophyta; Magnoliopsida; Myrtales; Myrtaceae
Product: cypmaclein-like
Exons: 3
Coding region: 73-363 (96 amino acids)
Source: RefSeq, a predicted model, not a curated record
CUCUCUCUCUCUCUCUCUCUGUGAUCUACAGUUGUUGCGCGUUCGUGUGCUCGUGGGCAAGGAAAAGGAAAGAUGGCCAGUGCGAAAACAAGCAUCCUCUUUGCAAUCCUUUGCAUUGUCCUGGUACAUGAGCUGCUGAUUUUUGGUGGAGAACAAUUCCAAGCUGAAGCUCAAAAAAUUGAUUGCAAGUCCAAGUGCAACUACAGGUGCAGCAAGGCAUCGAGGCACAAGAUGUGCAUAAGGGCGUGCAACACGUGCUGCAAUAGGUGCAACUGCGUGCCUCCUGGCACUUCAGGGAACGAGGACGUUUGCCCUUGCUACGCCAACAUGACCACCCAUGGCGGCCGACACAAAUGUCCCUAGAUCACAUUAUAUAUCUCGAAGUUCACUCGAUAUUGGAUAUAAUGCGUACUGUGUUGUGUAUGUCACUGUGUGUGCGUUCGCGUCUGUCUAAAAGUAAUGCGUGCACGCAUGCAUGUGUGUAGGAAGAAAAGUAAGAUUGGGUUUGUAUAAGAAUUGCAAAUAAGUUGAAUGUGAGAAGUGGUUUCUAUGUUCUUAUUGAUCGAGGGUUCAUUUCCAAGUAAGAAACCUUUCGCAUUAUUUAGUUGAGGUCUUUGAUUAAAUAACAUGUGUCUCUGAGUUUCCUAGCAGAAUUAUGUAAGGAUGGUUAUGUGCUACACAUGAUUAAAUAAUCCAUCAAUGUCUAGAUUGUGGCUUCUUCAGUAGGGUAUGGAUGAAAGAAAGACAAAACGCGAUUCCAUUCCUUGUU